ACUUGUUCAUGCACGAUCGCAAAGUUCUCAUUAUGCGCAUAGCUACAUCGGUUGGACGUAGGAUAUAAAGAGAGUUGUACAGUUUGAAUUAAAGAAUGGCUCAAAAUAAUCAAGGCUAUGGAAUGCAACCACCCCAACAAACAAUGGGAAGAGAACCACAAGUUCAUCCACAACACCAACAACAGAUGACCACUGUAGUCGUCAACCAACCAGGUGUGAUGACUAAUCCUCUGUUGGUUGGCCAUGUUCAUGGAACCAGGGAAUGGACCACUGGGCUAUGUGAUUGUUGUUCUGAUGUUGGUAACAGUUUUUAUGUGUUUUGCUGUUAUUGUUGUGCUAUCAGCUCAAUUGCAGCACGCUUAGGUGAAAAUUGUUGCACUACCUGUUGUGUACCUGCUGCGGAAAUAGGUAUUAGAACAAGAAUCAGAACCCUUGGUGCCAUAAGGGGUGAUAUGUGCCAUGACUGCAUAAUCAUUGCAUGUUGUACUUUAUGUGCUGCUUGUCAGGAAACAAGGGAGUUGAACGCUAUGGGACUUUAAGGAAGACACAUAAAGACUACUAGUAUAGAUAUAUACUUAACUAGAUAAUAAAGAGUGUGAUAGUUUUACGAUUACCUUUAUAGCUAACUACUUAUAUUUACUGUUUUUGUGGUGAUACAUUUAUUUAUGACAGAUUUAAUUGCUUUAAAUCAGAAACUUUCAAUUGUUAUUAUUUUCCUCCUAAUACUUGAUUGUUGUCUUGUUUCUAAUCUAACACUUGUGUGUCAAACGUAAAUUAUCCUUUAAUAAAACAAUACAAAAGA
Messenger RNA from Mytilus trossulus (common blue mussel), 802 nucleotides. Its product is annotated as placenta-specific gene 8 protein-like. Bases 96 to 539 code for a protein of 147 amino acids. The record is from RefSeq and is a predicted model, not a curated record. The transcript is spliced from 4 exons. NCBI's taxonomy places the organism in Eukaryota, Metazoa, Mollusca, Bivalvia, Mytilida, Mytilidae.